Messenger RNA from Coregonus clupeaformis (lake whitefish), 1797 nucleotides. RefSeq names its product interferon-induced protein 44-like. The record is from RefSeq and is a predicted model, not a curated record. NCBI's taxonomy places the organism in Eukaryota, Metazoa, Chordata, Actinopteri, Salmoniformes, Salmonidae. The transcript is spliced from 7 exons. Bases 147 to 1157 code for a protein of 336 amino acids.
ACAGACACACCCCACAGACACACUUCUCUACUGAGAAGCAGAUAGGUAAUGCUUGCAUGUUAAACUGAACUCAGCUGGGUCAGCGAUAAAAUCUCCAAGCAAACUUCUCACUACUGUUUUGCAUUAUUUAGGCUACUUUAAGUAACAUGUCCUUCGGCGGCUUCAUGCAACCUGUUAAGGUAGGCCUAACUGAGAUUUCUGCACCAGUUUUUGGUGGGGGUACAUCUUUCUCAGUAUUACCGUUAGUCUCUGAAAUCCCAGUGACUACAUCGGCAGGGGACGACAAAUCCAAGUCCAGGAGGAGAAUGACAAAAAACUCUGAGGAGAAUGGGAUAAACUCAUCUGGGGGUUUUGCAGGCCUGCCAGGGGCAGAACAGUGGCAAAGUAAGAUGGAGUCCCCAUGGAGGGAGGUGGCAUGGACUGAGGAUCGCAAGAAGACCCUGAUGGAGUCUAUCAGUUCAUAUAAGCCUGGUUGUGAGGCUGUGUCUGAGGCUCGGGUUCUGCUGAUGGGGCCUGUCGGAGCCGGCAAGUCCAGCUUCAUCAGCUCUGUUCAGUCAGUCUUCACAGGAAGAGUCACUAACCGGGCCAUGGUUGGCUCUUCCUCUGCCAGCUUCACCAAAAAGGUAGAGCUCCAGUUGUUCAACAUUCGUGGGCGGAAUCCAAAGCAGCCUACUGCGCUGGUCCUGUGUGAUGUCAUGGGUCUGGGAGAUGGGGAGACUGGACUAACCCUCCAUGAUACUCUGGCUAUCAUCAAAGGCCAUGCACCCGAGGGACACAAGUUCAGUCCUGAGCGGCCUGUGAGAUCGGAGACUGUGGGCUAUGUGAAGAAGCCGUCCCUUAAAGACAAGGUCCACUGUGUCGUCUUUGUGGUGGAUGCUUCUAAAGUGUCCAGCUACACCAAAGGCCUAGGCACCACCUUCCAACAGCUCCGAGAACACAUCAGUGACCUGGGUGUGCAUCAAGUGGCACUGCUGACACACGUGGACCAGGUGUGUCAGGAAACCGCCCGUGACAUCACCCAGGUGUACAACAGCCGGGUCGUUCAGCAGACGGUACUCUCAAUAAUACCCCUUAUUGAUGUUAGUCAGCUAUUGGAACAUCAGCUAUUGGAACAUCUGAAGUUUAACCUCCCUGUAUGUACAGUAGUUCUACUGUGAACAUCCUAAGCCUAAACUGUCUCUUUAACAAGGCUGUGAAAUGCUGUGUAACAUAAAAAUGCAUUACAUAUGCUUUUUGUGUUCUAUUACUUGCUUGCAUUAUUGUUAACUUGUUAAUUAGUCCUUUACAGAAGUCUUGCUUUGAGUUAAAUUAAUGUGUAGGAGGGAUGUCUAGGGAUGUUUUAACCUGUUUUGUACACUAGGGGCACUCAUGUGGGGUUAUGGGUCACUGGCCACAUGGAUAUACUCUAGGUACAAAGUUGACCAGGGAAGUGUUAGCUAAGCACAGGUGAGGGACACGUUCAACGGGGGCAGGGCCGAUAAUGUCUUGGAUGAACAAGGAUGGGAAGGGGGCUCUUCCUAUCUACGGUGGCCCACAAGGCCUUUGUGGAAGUAAAUGAGGAGGCCACCACUGGCAUGGUGACCCUAGAAAUCCUGUUAAAUUAUUAGUAUUAUAAUUCCUAAUUCUACGAUGGUGACGUUCUCUAUGAUCUGAGAGGAACGCUACACGGCAGACCACCCUCUAUAGACAGAAGCCCAACUCUGUCCUGUUCCUCUGCAGGUUUUCCUCUCCUCUGUAGAAUAAAUGUAGAGAGAAACUGAAUCCACUAAGUCAAAUAAAAAAUACUGUCUACGUUUA